Molecule: messenger RNA, 2330 nt
Organism: Cyprinodon variegatus (sheepshead minnow)
Lineage: Eukaryota; Metazoa; Chordata; Actinopteri; Cyprinodontiformes; Cyprinodontidae
Gene: atg4da
Product: autophagy related 4D, cysteine peptidase
Exons: 11
Coding region: 354-1847 (497 amino acids)
Molecular function (GO): protein-phosphatidylethanolamide deconjugating activity
Source: RefSeq, a predicted model, not a curated record
GGGACCCAGAAGCUGGGGGCAGGUAGCUGGGCGGGCAGUGUUGCUGUGGUUUUAUUAAGCUAUAAAAAUAUCCUGCUUUGUUUUUUUUUAUAGGGAGGACCGCUUCCGAAUUGUUUUUUUUUUCUGUGGUUUGUUGGAAUAUAACGAGGCUUGUUGCGUGCUUAUAAAUGUCACCAAGCUAACGCCGGGGCUAGCGCUAAAGUUAGCUUAUUAUUUCUAGUUUCAGUCAAAGGCUCGAGGAAGCCACCAAAAUGAGUUAAUGUGCGAACAGACACCGAUCUGCUUAACCCGGAGCUCGGACAGUUCCAUGUUGCGAUGAGGAGCUGCAGGGUCCACCUCUGAGGGAUCAGGGUAUGAACUCGGUGUCCCCCAGUGCAGCGCAGUACGUGGGCUUAGUGAUGCAGGAUGAGCAGGUGGAGAGCUGGAGGCAGCCGCCUCUGGAGCGGCAGCGCAGCUUUGGAUUCAGAACGCCUCAAGCUUCAGAUUCCAGCAGAGAGGCAGCCAGAGAGCCUGAUGAGAUGGAGAAAGUAAAGGCCAAACUGAUGUCUGCAUGGAACAACGUUAAAUAUGGUUGGACUAUUAAGACAAAAACUUCUUUCAAUAAAGUGUCUCCUGUUACUAUUCUGGGACACUCCUAUCUGCUCAACAGUGAAGAUGAGGUGGAGAGGUUCCGUCGGGAUUUUGUGUCCAGAAUAUGGCUGACCUACCGGAGGGAGUUCCCUCCACUGGACGGCUCUACCUGGACAACGGACUGUGGCUGGGGCUGCAUGCUGCGCAGCGGACAGAUGCUGCUGGCACAGGGGCUGGUGGUCCACCUGAUGCCCAGAGAUUGGGCCUGGCCAGAUGCUCAGCAGCUAACUGAUGUGGACUUUGAGGUGUUCCGCCCUCGUUCCCCAGUACGGGCUGGAGGGGUCCCCAUCCCUUCCUUUGGAUCUUUGCGGGGAUCCAGCACCCCAGAGAAAAUCCCUGCCAGCAGUCAGGCACCCAAAUUCUGCCCGAGAAAAAGACCAGAUAGUGCAAAGGACCAGCAGGCUGAGCCCAUCCACUCCAAGCUAAUUACCUGGUUUGGAGAUCAACCUCCAGCACCUUUCGGGGUCCACCAGCUGGUGGAAAUAGGCAAAAGUUCAGGGAAGAAAGCUGGCGACUGGUAUGGGCCCUCCAUAGUGGCACAUAUACUUCGGAAAGCUGUGGCCAAAAACUCUGUGGCACAAAACCUAGCGGUAUAUGUUGCUCAGGACUGUACAGUGUACAAAGAGGACGUGUUGCGUCUUUGUGAUCCGUCACUAACACCUGCUGACCCAUCCAACCAAGCCUGGAAGUCUGUUAUCAUUCUGGUGCCGGUCCGACUCGGAGGAGAAGCCCUCAACCCGUCCUACAUCGAGUGCGUCAAGAACAUCCUGAAGCUGGACUGUUGUAUCGGAGUAAUUGGAGGGAAACCAAAGCACUCGCUGUACUUUAUCGGCUUCCAAGAUGACCAGCUGCUCUAUCUGGACCCUCACCUCUGCCAGCCGACCGUCGACGUCGCUCAAGCAGACUUCUCACUUGAGUCGUUCCACUGCAGCUCUCCUAAAAAGAUGCCCUUCAGCCGCAUGGAUCCCAGCUGCACCAUCGGCUUCUAUGCCAAGAACAAGAAAGACUUUGAAUCUUUAUGUUCUGCUGUCAGCACAGCUAUAUCCUCAUCUAAGGAGAAAUACCCCAUCUUUACCUUCGUCGAGGGGCAGGGGCAGGACUAUGGACUUGAGGGCCCCAGCAGCAACCACAGUGGACCCCUGGCCCACAUUCUGCCUCCAGGACCACUGAGCAGGAGUAACACCAGAAGGAGCAGUGAGGAGUUUGUCUUCCUGUGAGCCCCUGGGAACCAGGCUCUCCCAUGCUCCUCCACUAGGUGGCAGACUUUUUGUUUAUUCUCUUAAAAUAACUGAAGGACUUGCUGUGAUGGUGCAGCUACCAAUUUAAAGAUAAAUUGCAACUCUUUAUCUGCUUGUUAUCAAAGACCCCAUUAAAGACGAUUCAUCAGUUGAUUAAUGGAGGUUGAUUUUGAUUGGAUAGGAUGUUUUUUUUUCUUAUCAAGUAGGUCUAAUAAAUCAAAACCUCCCAUAAUAAAAGCUGUAGCUCCCCUAUAUUAUUCCUGUAUAUAGCAAACCACCUGCUGCACACAUUUUUUUAAAAAGAUGUUUCAUUUUGUUUCAGGUUUAUUUAUAAGAUUUAUGGCUGUGUGUGUGAAUACUGAGUUUGUAUAAUUUAUUUGUCCCUGAUUGUCCAGAUGUUUAAACAUCAUUGCUGGUUUAUCUCCCAGAGGUUUUGGACAGCUUCAUUGGAGCUCUCGAUCU